GCCAGCGCUCAGAGGGAGGUCGAGGAGAGCAUGCAGGUCGUCUCAGAGCUGGUUCGCUCCAUCCAUAAGACUCAGGGCGAGCUGGUUUUGGGCAUAGAGGAGAAGCAGAGGCAGACGGAGAGGUGGGCUGACGGCCUCAUCGCUGGACUGGAGCAGGAAAUUGCUGAGCUGAAGAGGAGGAACACAGACCUGGAAAACGUGGCUCGGACAGACCACAUUCACUUCUUAAAGAGCUUCCCAGCCCUUAGCACUCCUCCUUCUGUCAAAGACUGGUCUGAGACCAGUGUUCCCACUGCCAUGUGUGUCGGCAUGAUCAGGAGAUCUUUGUCCAAACUGGAGGUAGCAUUAAAGGAAAUGAUCCGCAAACUGGCGGAAAGUGAGAUCAAGAAGAUUCUGAAAUAUACAGUGGACGUAACCCUGGACCCUGAGUCCGCCAACCCCUGGUUGCAGCUUUCUCAGGACAGGCAUCAGGUGAGACACCUGGGCGCAUGGCAGGACCUCCCAGAUCAUCCUCUACGCUUCGACACCGUGGUCGUCGUCCUGGGCCGCGAGGGCUUCACCUCAGGAAGACAUUACUGGGAGGUCCAGGUGGGGGACAAGGACGACUGGUACAUGGGUGUGGCCAGGUCUUCGGUCAACAGGAAGGGCAAAAUUGCGAUAAGUACUUCCCAAGGCUACUGGGCUCUGGCCAUGAAGAAAGGCCAGGGGUAUCGUGUGUCAACAUCCCCGCCGUUACCGCUUGCCAUCGACCCCAAGCUCAAGCGAGUGGGCGUGUACGUGGACUACGAGGAGGGGCAAGUGUCCUUUUAUGAUGUGAAGGCUUUGACCCACAUUUACACAUUCAAAGAUACGUUCACAGAGAAGAUCUUGCCCUUCUUCUACCUGUACUGCUGCGACAAAGCCUCUGAUACCAUUGUGAUAUCUCCUGUGAUUGAGAAGAGCCCGAUCAAGCAAAGCUAAGGAAACGUUUGACAGUAAAAACAGCACUGAAAAUAUGUAUGAGAGUGAAAACUGACUGUGUUAUGUUGUAGCCGCCAUACUUGCUCUGAUCAAAUCCUGUAUAUGUAUUACAUGUACAUGUAUAGUGUAGCCCUACAAUAUAUUGAUUCAACAACUUACGUAUUAUAUCUGUUCAAGUUAUAUGAAGCCUUAAAAGGAUAGUUUGACAUUUUGGGAAAAAUACAUCAUAAAAUACAACUCUCAUCACUAAAUCUGAAACUAAUGUUGAUUUUAAUUUUCUCUCACUUGAAAACUGUUUUGCGUUAUGCGUAGCGGGAAGGUGUACUCACACUCCUCAUCCCUUAAUGGUCGCCAUAACAUCUACUUAGCAAAAGGGGAGAAACAAGUAAUGAUGGCAGUUGUUAAGCAACACAUAUUUGAUUUUUUCUCUAGAUACCCCACUUCUGUUUUCAGGUUUAAGCCAUCAGUAUGUUUAUUUGGUUAAUUAAGCGGUCUAUAAUUAUUUGGUACAGCAAACGAUAACGCUAAUGCUAGCUAGCUAGCUUGAAAUGUAUAUAGGCCUACCAGCAAGUUAACAGUGUAGCCUACAUCAUGAAAGUAACCAAAAUUGAGACACAGGAUAGAGCAGUUAGUUAGCUUAGCAUAAAUGGGGGUUUUACAGUAUGUUCAAGAAUAUUUCUUCUUUGUUUUGCACAACUAAUAUGAUUUAUAAGAAGUGAACUUGUACAGACGCAGGCUAGCUGUUUCCAGUACUUAUGCUAAGCUUACAAUAUUUACCAUUCAGACAUAACAGUGGUUUUGAAACAGUUGGUCUUUCAUGUAACUCUCAGCAAGAACAUCAACACGCGUAGUUUCUAUAAUAACCUAAGCUUCUAACCGCAUGACAUUUCAUAAAAUCUAAAGAAAGUGUAGUCUCCAGAUUUCCAGAUUGCAUGUUGAUUUUUAAUCAAGUGUGAUUGAUGCGGCAAAGGUUGCUACGUUAGUUCAUGAUUUAUAACAAUAAAUGUUCCUUGAAGACAUUUCAGUAUUUGUCUUUCUUGAAAAAAACAGUUUCAUUUCAGUAAAAUGUCUCUUGACCACACCCACUUACAGUAACCAAGGCGCCUUCAGAGCUCUUCUCGUCAUGAGUGAUGAUUAUUGCAUUGUUUGUGGUGCGAUAAAUUACAGCGUAGGCAUAUCAUGUUUUUGUGAGAGGUAGUUCAGUCCUUUGGAAAAUACUGAAGAACCAUGGACAAUCUGGUGUGUCAUUCUUACAAAUACUUUAGCUGUUUUUCUUUUGGUUUUGAUUUUGAAAUACAGAAAUGUACUAAUGUGAUGCAGGAAAAAAAUCUACAAGUUCAUUCAUGCGCAACGGACUCAUUGUAUUCUAAACAGCCAUAAACAUUGGCCUGAUUCUCAAGAUGUAUCUAACUUUUGGACUCUUUUCGACCUACAAAUGUUAUGUUCUAGCAUUUUUUUAUUUAUUUGAAUUUUAAGAAAUUAUUCACAAAGCAGACAUGACAAAAUAAACACAUAUAGAUAUAUGAAUUAAUUACAUAACAGUCGACAAAUCCGAAAUGAAAU
Messenger RNA from Notothenia coriiceps (black rockcod), 2523 nucleotides. Its product is annotated as E3 ubiquitin-protein ligase TRIM39. The annotation marks the transcript as partial. The transcript is spliced from 4 exons. NCBI's taxonomy places the organism in Eukaryota, Metazoa, Chordata, Actinopteri, Perciformes, Nototheniidae. The record is from RefSeq and is a predicted model, not a curated record. Gene Ontology annotation, molecular function: protein binding.